AGGGAGUAUUAUUCACUUCAUCAAUUCAUUCAAAAUCAAGUAGUAUCUAUUAUUACUCGGUACAAUUUUUUACAUGCAUUAAAAGUUGAAUUAACAUAAACAUGAGGCAUGAUAAUAGUCAUUCAACUUUUGAAACAUCUCAAAUAUUAUACUCCAAGGGUGGCCCGAAGGGUGUGCAAAGUGGCCAACUGCACAGGGCCCCUUAAAAUUUAGGGCACCAUAUUUUUAAAUUUGUUAAUAAUUUUAAAGUAAAAAGUAUUCUAAAAAUAUAAAAUAGGGCACAAAAUGAAAAUUUGGGACCAGGCCAAUUUUAUUUUUUCAUUUUUCGGGACCGGCCUUGUUAUACUCGUAAUAGAUAGUGAAUUGUGAAUGAAGGGAAUACUCCCUAGCUAGCAGCACACAUCAAGAAUUGUGAAAGUGAUGUCAAAAUUAGAAUACCCCAUGCAAUCUUGAUUUCUCCUAGUCCUAAGAAGAAGGGGCGGGCGGUGGUGGCGGCAGCAGAGGCACGAAAUGACGACCGGUACUGAAGCGCGGGGUUGGAGGCGGCGACCCUCCGGCGGCACGCAUCGUCCGAUACUUAACGAGGAUAUCGUCUACGCCGGCCGUUGGUGGGAAGAAAUGGUUAAAGGUUAUUAGUUACUCUAACAAGACCCCCCCCUCAAAGAAAAAAAAAAUAAAUUAAGCCAAAAAUACCAUUCCAUAUAAGUCUUCCUUUUUGUUUGACAAAAAAGGCCAAACAGGAAGAAAAAAAACACUAGUAGUAUAGCUGGCUGUUGUCUAUGAUGGAUUUCAUAGCCCCCCUUCACCAAAUUCACGAUAUUGAUGACUCCGAAUCUGCCGCCGGCGGCGGCACUCCGAACUCAUCUUCGCCCGCCGCAGUCGCGCUCCACCACCAGACGGGCGGCGGCCAGGAGGAGGCGCCGGUUCUGAGCCGGUACGAGAACCAGAAGCGCCGCGACUGGAACACGUUCUGCCAGUACCUCCGCAACCACCGGCCGCCGCUGUCUCUGCCCAUGUGCAGCGGGGCCCACGUGCUGGAGUUCCUCCGGUACUUGGACCAGUUCGGGAAGACUAAGGUCCACAACCACAACUGCCCCUUCUUCGGGAUGCCGAAUCCUCCGGCUCCGUGUCCCUGCCCGCUCAGACAGGCCUGGGGCAGCCUCGACGCGCUCAUCGGACGCCUACGCGCCGCCUACGAGGAGCACGGCGGCAAGCCCGAGUCCAACCCCUUCGGCGCCCGAGCCGUCCGCCUCUUCCUCCGCGACGUCCGCGAUUUCCAGUCCAAGUCUCGAGGGGUCAGCUACGAGAAGAAGCGGAAGAGGCCCGCCUCCGCCGCCGCGGGUAAGCGUAGUUUAGCGGCCGAUCAACUCCCCCCGGCGAGUAAUCCCGCCGCCGCCGUGCCUUUCUAUGUGCACUCCUCUAAUAAUUUACUGCAGUAAAUCUUUUAAAAAAAAUAACUUCGCUUUAUGCAAUUCCUCUUUAAUUACGAGUAUAUUUUUAUUACUCUAGUUCGGAUCCGCCAUCAAUGAUUUUAAAAAUGACAAUCAGGGUUUUGAUUUUUUUUCUUCUGCAGUUUUGCAUGCUCUAUCAAUUUAUAACAAAUUACUGACUAAAAC
Molecule: messenger RNA, 1616 nt
Organism: Cuscuta campestris
Lineage: Eukaryota; Viridiplantae; Streptophyta; Magnoliopsida; Solanales; Convolvulaceae
Source: the annotation of a GenBank genome assembly